ACCAGGUAUAUGCAGUAUGAUUCCUGGUGGUAUCCCAAGGGACUCCGCUCUGGCACAGAAACAUGGUGGCCCAUGAAGAAGAUCUUCCCUGGUGGUUUCAAAUGCCGUUGAGAACAACACAGUGUUGAACCAUUUAGUGGCCACUCUGAGCACAGGGCCAGUUGGGCCGGGAGACAUGAUCGGUGCUCUCAACAAAUCUUUGAUCAUGAGAUGUUGCGACUCAGAGGGAAGGAUAUUGCAGCCUUCUAAACCAGCCACAGCUAUUGACGACCAAAUUAUAAAACAGCUGGCCCCGAGUGUGGUGUACGGACAGGAGCCUUGGGCCUCCCACAGACCCGUGGAGUUCUCCUCUCAACACCCGCUAGUUCUAGGAGCCGACUGUAGCGCUGAGAGACCCUGUGUCUUCUACACCUCUCCAACCAUCCUUGUAUUGCCGAAUCUCACUGGCACAACAGUCAAGGCUAACACUAUUACCAGACGGUUUUUCAUACAAACGAUCGGAUCUGCCUAA
Aplysia californica (California sea hare) is the source of this 511-nucleotide messenger RNA. RefSeq lists its product as uncharacterized. The record is from RefSeq and is a predicted model, not a curated record. Lineage: Eukaryota; Metazoa; Mollusca; Gastropoda; Aplysiida; Aplysiidae.